UUUGUUGGUGUGCAUGGGCUUUCUCUAGUGCUGGUGAGCAGGGGCUACCCUCCAGUUGCAAUCCAUGGGCUAGUCAUUGAAGUGAUUUCCCGUCUUGAAGAAGCAUGGGCCCUAGGUGCAAGAACUUCACUAGUUGUGGCGCAGGGGCUUAGUUGCUCUGAGGCAUGUGGAAUCUUCCUGGACCGAGGAUCAAACCCAUGUCCCCUGCAUUGUUGGCAGGUGGAUUCUUAACCACAGGAUCACCAGGGAUGUUGGAUGACCUUUACUGCUUUUACCUGUGCAUCUUGGAUAACUGCCCUCAGCUCUAAAGUGGGAAUGUCAGAGGUACUUACAUCAGGAGGCUGCUAGUUAGGGUCCUAGUAGGAAACAUCGUACAUGCAAAUCAGGUCAUUGGCACAAAGAUUAAUAGAGGAGCUGUUGACCAGGUGCCUCCUCAGAGGCAGGGUGGUAUUUAGGGGCCAAAACACAGAGGCCCGUUACCUCCCCCAGGACCAAAUGGAGGCAGACAGGAAGCAAUUCACAGACCCCGGGGAUGGGGAGGCUGAGUACACACAGCCCACUUCUCCUCUUCCAAGCCUCUCCCCCUCCCACUGGGCUGCUGCUGAUUAUCCUCAGUUGGCUGCACCUAACUCGGCCCAAGGGCAAGUAACCUGCAGAUGUAAGGGUGUCUGGGCACAGAGAAAGGAAGAGAGAAGAGCUGGGUGUGUGUGUGAGUGGGGGGCAGGGUGUGGGGCAGGUGGAAGAUUCACAGCACUAAAAAUUUGUUCAAAUGAAAUGAGAGUCCCUGGAAGGUGCUGGACAGUGACUGAUGCAAAGUCAGGCAUUCUGUGGGCAAUGACUAUCUAUCAUCAACAUCAACAUUAUCAUCAUCAUUACCACCACCAUUAUCACUGUUGCUACCAUCGCUAAUCUUAUUACUAGUACUACUACUGACAUGCCCACCUGCCACCACUAGCUCGGGCUGACUCAUACACGUAUGCUGGGGACCAGCCCCAGCUUCCCCCCUUGCAGAUCUAUUUCAGCGUGUGCAGGAUGCUUUGAGGGCCCAGCCAGACAAGCUAUGGGAUGAAACUAAGACUUGACCUUUGUCAUCAGCAUCACCUCUUUCCUUUCCCCCACAGGGAGCCUGCACUCCUCACGUGACACUGCUGUGCCCAGUGCCCCGUGGCCCGAGGCCGCGUCUCUGAAAUGAAAGCCAUGCCUUGGAACUGGACUUGCCUGCUCUCCCAUCUCCUGAUGGUGGGGAUGGGCUCCUCCACUCUGCUCCCCCGGCAGUCGCCCCCACCACCCCAGAAGCGGUCUUUUGUCACGUUCCGCGGGGAGCCUGCCGAGAGCUUCAACCACCUGGUGGUGGACGAGAGGACAGGACACAUUUACGUGGGGGCCGUCAAUCGGAUCUACAAGCUCUCCAGUGACCUGAAGGUCCUGGUGACCCACCAGACGGGGCCGGACGAGGACAACCCCAAGUGCUACCCACCCCGCAUCGUCCAGACCUGCAACGAGCCCCUGACCCCCACCAACAACGUCAACAAGAUGCUGCUUAUAGACUACAAGGAGAACAGGCUAAUCGCCUGUGGGAGCCUGUACCAGGGCAUCUGCAAGCUUCUGAGGCUGGAGGACCUCUUCAAGCUGGGGGAGCCGUUCCACAAGAAGGAGCAUUACCUGUCUGGGGUCAACGAGAGUGGCUCUGUCUUUGGGGUGAUCGUCUCCUACAACAACCUGGAUGACAAGCUCUUCAUUGCCACCGCUGUGGAUGGGAAGCCGGAGUAUUUCCCCACCAUCUCCAGCCGGAAACUGACCAAGAACUCGGAGGCAGACGGCAUGUUCGCCUAUGUCUUCCACGACGAGUUUGUGGCCUCGAUGAUCAAGAUCCCUUCAGACACCUUCACCGUCAUCCCUGACUUUGAUAUCUACUAUGUCUACGGCUUUAGCAGCGGCAACUUUGUCUACUUUUUGACCCUCCAGCCUGAGAUGGUGUCUCCCCCGGGCUCCACCACAAAGGAGCAGGUUUAUACGUCCAAGCUUGUGAGGCUUUGCAAGGAGGACACGGCCUUCAACUCCUAUGUGGAGGUGCCCAUCGGCUGUGAGCGUGGUGGGGUGGAGUACCGCCUGCUGCAGGCCGCCUACCUGUCCAAAGCCGGGGCUGUGCUCGCCCGGACCCUCGGGGUCCGCCCGGAGGACGACCUCCUGUUCACCGUCUUCUCCAAAGGCCAAAAGCGGAAGAUGAAAUCCCUGGACGAGUCGGCCUUAUGCAUCUUCAUCCUGAAGCAGAUCAACGACCGCAUUAAGGAGCGGCUGCAGUCUUGCUACCGGGGCGAGGGCACAUUGGACCUGGCCUGGCUCAAGGUGAAGGACAUUCCCUGCAGCAGCGCGCUCUUAACCAUUGAUGACAACUUCUGUGGCCUGGAUAUGAAUGCCCCCCUGGGCGUGUCGGAGAUGGUGCGUGGCAUCCCUGUCUUCACGGAGGACAGGGACCGCAUGACUUCUGUCAUCGCUUAUGUCUACAAGAAUCACUCUCUGGCCUUCGUGGGCACCAAAAGUGGCAAGCUGAAGAAGGAGAUCAGGAUCCUGGGAAACUGGGAAGAAGGAAGAUAGCCUGCUGGGAAAAUGAGAAUGAGGUGGAGCCAUAGGCAUGAGCUCAAAAAUGAAAUGAGACAACUUCCAAGAAAACCACUGAAUUUCUAGAAAGGGUGGAGAAGCCAGAAUGGGGCGGAGACCCCCAGGCUAUCUGGUGCUGGAAGAGAUGCUCACCCUGGCAGGUCAUCAGUGAUGCCUCUGUUCACAUUCACCAAGACCUUCUGAGGGCAGGGAGACCGUGAUGCCCAUGUUUCUACUGGGAAGCG
This is a messenger RNA of Odocoileus virginianus texanus, 2843 nucleotides long. NCBI's taxonomy places the organism in Eukaryota, Metazoa, Chordata, Mammalia, Artiodactyla, Cervidae. The record is from RefSeq and is a predicted model, not a curated record.